Molecule: messenger RNA, 888 nt
Organism: Lymnaea stagnalis (great pond snail)
Lineage: Eukaryota; Metazoa; Mollusca; Gastropoda; Lymnaeidae
Source: the annotation of a GenBank genome assembly
GGAUUCAAAGACCAUGUCAACAUAACUCUGCAGGCUCUCGCACUGUCCGACCUCUGCUGCUCUCUGACAAUGUUCUGGUCAGCCAUAGCGGAGACCGUGUACGUCAUCAGGCCACCGCCAUUUUUCUUCGAACCUUUCAGCCUCCUUGUGAUGACCGGAAGUUUCCCUAGACUCAUCUUCACGCGAGUGACCAGCUGGUUGACGGCACUUAUCGCCCUCGAGCGCUGUGUCUGCGUGGCACUCCCGUUUAAGGUCAGGGUCAUCUUCUCCCCUAGAAAUUCCUCACUGAUCACUUUCAGCGUCUUCUCCGUCGUCUUCACCAGCCACAUGUUCAUCUAUUACUCAAGGUCAUUUCAAAUGGUUUACAACCCACGAUUCAACAUGUCACAGGUUGUCAUGGCAACCGUUCAAGAACGAGUUAAAGACAGCUUCUACAUCAGCACAACCCUUUUCAUCUGUCUGCCGUUGGUCAAUUACUUUUUCAUUCUAUCUUGCACACUGAUGAUGUUGUGGAGGUUGAAAAUAUCGACAACAUGGCGGACCUCGGCCCAGGCAGGUGUCACGGGCAUGAGUAAACCGGAAAUGGCUGUCAGAAACCAACAAAACGCCGAGAAACUAAUUCAGUCCGAUGACGUCAUUGCUCGUAAAGUGAACGUCUCUAAGGAAAAGCGUCUCACCAAGAUGAUAGCAACCACGACUUCCGUUUUCAUCGCUUGCAGCACUCCCAUUAACGUCGCUCUGGCUGUCACGCUGUUCGUCCCUGGCUUUCAGUCGACGGGAGACAACAGCCUGGCCUACACGACGAUGCAUAUGUUUGGCAACUUGAUGGAGACAAUCAACUCCAGCGUUGGUUUGUUUGUGUACUACCACCAGAGUUCAAAGUUCAAA